AUGCGAGCAGGACAAUACGAUCCCAAGCAGCAGAAGUGUGUUGUCAAUGACAUUGCAGUACCACAGCCUGGGCCAGGACAGUAUCUGAUAAAGAUCAAAAGCGCGUCCCUCUGCCACUCAGAUCUUCUAGCUAUACAGGCUGCUCAGGCUGGAGGGGGUGCACCCAUCACAAUUGGCUUCCAGAUUGGCGACGCCGUGGGGUUCUUGUACUUCGAUGGGGGCUGCUACGAGUGCGAGGGCUGCUUAGCCCACAACUCGCAGUGCAAGAAAAGCACAGCUUUGCUCCAUGGCUUCACGACGGACGGCUUUUUCCAGGAGUAUGCCACUGUCGACUGGCAGAAUUGCGUCGCGUUGCCAUCGAAUCUGGACAUUAAAAAGUGUUCGCCUAUCUUCUGUGCUGGUAUUACUGCAUUUCACGCGGUCAAUUCGUGCGAUCUCAAACCAGGUCAAUGGUUUGGCGUGAUUGGCGCGGGCGGCUUGGGACAACUAGCGACACAAUACGCGAAAGCAAUGGGUCUCAAUGUGAUCGCCAUCGACAUCAACGACGGCACACUUGAAGUAUGCAGGUCUCAAGGCGCAGCUCACGUCUUCAACUCGAAGACCAACCCUAAGUACGUUGAGGAAAUCAAGCAGCUGUCCGACGGAGGCUUUCAUGCUGCGGCUGUCUUCAGCGCGUCGAACGUUGCUUACUCGUCUGCUCCAAGUCUUUUGCGAGUGAACGGGAUUUUGAUGGUCAUUGGAAUUGCGAAAGAGCCACUGCAGGUCAGCACCUAUGAUCUAGCCGUGGCAAACUAUCGCAUUAUGGCAGAGAGCACGUCCACGCCUCAGAGGAUGGGGAAAGCAAUUGAAUUUACCGCGAAGCACAAUAUACUGCCGGAAGUUGAGUUCAGGAAGCUGGAAGAACUCAACGACAUGGUGAACGAGAUGCAUGCCGGGCAGAGUCAGAGAAGGAAAGUCGUGGUUUUCGAUGAUUGA
This is a messenger RNA of Cyphellophora attinorum, 975 nucleotides long. RefSeq names its product Alcohol dehydrogenase. Gene Ontology annotation, molecular function: oxidoreductase activity. NCBI's taxonomy places the organism in Eukaryota, Fungi, Ascomycota, Eurotiomycetes, Chaetothyriales, Cyphellophoraceae. The transcript is spliced from 3 exons. The record is from RefSeq and is a predicted model, not a curated record. Bases 1 to 975 code for a protein of 324 amino acids.